Rhododendron vialii is the source of this 4157-nucleotide messenger RNA. RefSeq names its product receptor-like protein kinase FERONIA. Bases 122 to 3892 code for a protein of 1256 amino acids. The transcript is spliced from 6 exons. The record is from RefSeq and is a predicted model, not a curated record. NCBI's taxonomy places the organism in Eukaryota, Viridiplantae, Streptophyta, Magnoliopsida, Ericales, Ericaceae. Gene Ontology annotation, biological process: protein phosphorylation. Gene Ontology annotation, molecular function: protein kinase activity; ATP binding.
UUUGUAAAAACAAUGUACCAAGAAACAUCUGUGUUGACUUAACGAAAUCCAAGUCUUCCUCACUUUUAUCAUUUCCGCAGCCUCCCAUUAGCUCCAUCUCAGCACCCCACAAAAAAGAAAAAUGCAUUUCAAUAUCCUCUCAAUUACCAUCCCUCUCUGCUUGUUACUCAAUCAAAUUCUUUUUUCUGUUGCCACCACCAAAUCAUCUGUUCUUUAUCACCCAAUUGACAACAUCGCCGUCAACUGCGGCUCCUCCGGCAACUCUACUGCAGUAGAUGGCCGGCAAUGGACCGGAGAUAUCGGUUCGAGUUACGCCCCUUUAUUACAUAGUAACAAAGGAAAAUUGAUUAGCUCAAAAGCCACUAGCCCACCACUUUCUCCUGAUCCAGUGCCUUAUAUGUCAGCCCGGCUCUCCGGUUGGCCUUUCACAUAUGCAUUCCGAGUCUCCCCGGGCCAAAAGUUUAUCCGCCUACAUUUCUAUCCAGCUACAUACCGGGGUGGUUUUAAACGGUCUAAGGCCUUUUUUACUGUAAAAGCUGGUCCAUAUACCCUUCUUAGCAACUUUAGUGCUUCCCUUACAGCUGAUGCUUCAGGCUUGGACUCUCUUGUUAAAGAGUAUUGUGUGAAUGUGGAAGAAAAUCAGCCACUAAUCAUAACGUUCUCUCCCUCAUUAGGUGGUUCUUUUGAUGAGGCAUAUGCUUUUGUCAAUGGGAUCGAAAUCGUCUCGAUGCCGGCUGGACUUUAUCAUACACAAGAGGGUGAUGCAGGUGCACAUGUUGUCGGCCAGAAUUUUCGACUCCCAAUUGAUAAAAGCAUUGCACUCGAGAUGGUGCAUCGGUUAAAUGUUGGUGGAACAGCCAUCUCAUCCAUAGAAGAUACAUGUUUGUUUCGUGAUUGGUCUCAGGAUUCAAAUUUUUUGAUGGAAACAUCAUAUGUCCAGCCAGUUACUACCACCCUUCGCAUCAAAUACACAAGUAUACCAUCAUACACUGCUCCUCAGAAAGUUUACCAAACAUCAUGGUCAAUGGCUACAGACAGGCAAGGGAGCGGUAACUUCAAUUUUACGUGGAAGUUGCCUAUUGAUUUUGGAUUCAGGUACCUUCUCAGGUUACAUUUUUGUGACUUUGAAUACGAAAUAGAAGAGCGUUACCGCACAAAAUUUAGUGUCUUCUUUGAUGAACACGUUGCUGAAGCUAAAGUUGAUAUUACCAAAUGGAGUGGUGGAAACAGAGUUGCGGUGUAUAGGGACUACGUGGUGAGGAUUGAAGGAGAUAGGAUGGAGGGAAAACACAAUUUGCUCAUAGCAUACUUCCCUCAGAACCAUGAAUGGAAUGAAGACAUUGAUACAGUUCUAAAGGGGUUGGAAGUAUUCAAGCUGAGCAACCCCGAUAAAAAUCUUGCUGGUGUGAACCCGGUGCCGCUGUCAUGUGCUUCGACAUCUAGUAACACAAAACCCCAGAAGUUUGUGUAUGCUUCCGGUGGUAAUGCCCUUGCAACAGUUUUGGUAAUAUUACUCACCUUUACGAAUAUUAGUGUUUACAUGUUACGUGUUUGGGUUGAGAAAUUUGGCGAAAAGAACAUCUCACCAUUGCCGCUUGAAGGGUUGUGUCGUCGCUUCUCACUUUCUGAGGUCGUCUUAGUGACCAACAACUUCAGUCAUGAAUUUUUCAUUGGAAGUGGUGGAUUUGGUAAUGUCUACAAGGCGCACAUCGAUGAUGGAGCAACUACUGUUGCCAUAAAGAGGUUGAAUUCAAAGUCUAAGCAAGGGGCAGAUGAGUUUCGGACAGAGAUUGAGAUGCUUUCUAACCUUCGGCAUACGCAUCUCGUGAGUCUUAUAGGCUAUUGUGAUGAACGCCAGGAGAUGAUCCUUGUUUACGAGUACAUGGAGCAUGGUACACUUGCCGAUCAUCUUUAUAAGCAUUAUACUUUUGGUAAUGGCACUAUUUGUCAUCUGUCAUGGGAUCAAAGGAUGAAAGUUUGCAUCGGUGCUGCUCGUGGACUGGAUUACCUCCAUACAAGUACUCGAUGUGGUAUCAUACACCGCGAUAUUAAGACGACAAAUAUUCUUCUGGACAAAGAUUGGGUUGCCAAGAUUUCAGAUUUUGGGUUGUGCAAAGAAGGCACUACAAGGCAUUCACACACUCAUGUUAGCACUGAUGUUAAAGGAACGUUUGGCUACUUGGAUCCAGAAUAUUUCUUAACCCGUAGACUAACUAAGAAAUCAGAUGUCUAUGCAUUUGGUGUCGUGUUGUUAGAAGUGCUUUGUGGGAGGCAGUCCCUAGAUUUAAGUUUGGUGGAGGAGCAACGUAGUCUAGCUUGGUGGGCUCAACAAUGUAUCAAAGAGGAAAAGUAUGAUCAACUUAUCGACCCCAAGUUGAGGGACCAAAUCCCGCCACAGUGUUUGAAGGUGUUUACAGAAGUUGCUAAUAAAUGCUUGCAUAAGCAUUCAAGUGGACGGCCUACCAUGACUGAUGUCGUGGCGAGCCUCGAGUGCAUGUUGGCAUCACAAGAGCAACCCAAAAAUGCUUGCACAGAGGAGGGGGAGGAGGAGAAAGGGGUGGAAGAGGAGGAGGCUGUCAAUGUUCAUGGGGAUCCCAACCAACUGAUUUAUUACAAUGAUAUGAACAAACAACAAACUGAAAUUUUUCCACAAGGUAUUGUUGCCUCCUCAUCCACUCCGGUGCAGCUUAAUGAUAAUACCCAUCCACAUGGUAUUGUUGCCUCGUCAUCCACUCCGGUGCAGCUUAAUGGUGAUACCCAACGCCAGAAGAGGUCGAGGAAAAAUCUGUCUCAGAUCUCUUCAGGGAGUGACACUGAUAUGCCAUAUCUAGAUGGGCGGAUCUUACCCACCCCAAAUUUAAGGAUAUUCAGUUUCUCAGAAUUGAGGAAUGCUACCAAAAACUUCAGAAUUGAUAAUUUGUUGGGAGAAGGACGUUUUGGCACAGUUUACAAGUGUUGGCUUGAUGCGAAAGUGACAUCAAAGAACGGCAGUGGAAUUGUUGUUGCAAUAAAACGGGUGGAUUACAGAUAUGAGGGGCCUCUGUUGGGCAGUGUCUUUGAAAUUUUGCUGUCUGAUGUCCGUUUCUUAGGAAGGCUUUCUCAUUCUAACCUUGUUAAGAUAUUGGGGUACUGUUGGGAAGAUCCAAAGCUAUUCCUUGUCUAUGAAUUCAUGCAAAAGGGCAGCUUGGAUCAGCACCUUUUUGGAAGGGCCUCUGCUGUUCAGCCAUUGCCAUGGGAUAUUCGCCUGAAGAUACUAAUAGGAGCAGCCCUAGGCCUGGCAUUUUUGCAUGCAUUAGAUGAUCCAGUAAUUUGCAGAGAAUUCAGGGCAUCAAAUAUAUUGCUUGAUGGGUUGUUCAAUUCCAAGAUCUCAGACUUCAGCUAUUUAGAGUUGAAUUCCCCAAAAAGUUGGCACCCUUGUGGGUAUGUGCCACCAAGAUUAACAGGAAUCUACGGACCCUGCAUUGCCCCAGAGUAUGUUGCCAUAGGCCAUGUGCAUGUGAAGGGCGAUGUGUAUAGUUUUGGUGUUGUAUUGCUUGAGAUGAUUACGGGGUUACGUGCAUAUGAUACGAAUCGUCCGCUUCCGCAACAUAAUUUGGUAGACUGGGUCAAGCCCUAUUUAGAUAAUAGAAGAACGUUAGCAACCGUAAUCGACACCAGGUUGGAAGGGAGAUAUCCUAUGAAAGCUGCCCUGCGAAUAGCUCAUCUUGCUCUAACUUGUCUCGAAGAUAAACCCAAAACAAGGCCAUCAAUGGAACAAGUUGUGGAGACACUUAAAAGUAUUAGCGCAAGCCAAGGAAAACGCUUUGAUAGACUGCCCCCAAGGAGAAAUCAGUUGGAAGUCUUCAGAUAUUUUCUUAUGUCAAACAGUCUCCCAUUCCUCUAUGCCUUGUGAUCUCUUGAAAAAUGUUGGUGAAACUUCAUUUACACUCCUAUGGUUUGCUAGCUUGAGGUGCGGAAUACACCCCUCAUCUCAUUUAUUAGUGCAUAACUGAACUCCCUGUACUUCAUGGACUAAUGUGCACCGUUAAGUUUUUCAUCAGUGAAUAUUUGUUAGGACAAUAAUGCCCUCCUAAAUUUUUAGACUCAUAGAUUGUCAUUUCUCUCUCUUUGUAUUGCACCUGUCCCUACCUACUUCAAUUUACAUGUACAUACACACA